Messenger RNA from Lasiodiplodia theobromae, 1920 nucleotides. RefSeq names its product Aryl-alcohol dehydrogenase. The record is from RefSeq and is a predicted model, not a curated record. Lineage: Eukaryota; Fungi; Ascomycota; Dothideomycetes; Botryosphaeriales; Botryosphaeriaceae. The transcript is spliced from 5 exons. The coding region runs from base 1 to 1920 and encodes 639 amino acids. Gene Ontology annotation, molecular function: flavin adenine dinucleotide binding; oxidoreductase activity, acting on CH-OH group of donors.
AUGGGUGAUAUUCCAGUCACAAACGGUGCUGUUGCCACCAAUGGCGCAACAAACGGCGUCACAAACGGCGCUGCCCCGCCCCUCCCUGCUCUUGCUACUGACGCCGCCUCUUUCCUGUCCCAGUCUUACGACUACAUCAUCAUUGGCGGCGGCACUGCAGGCCUCGUGCUCGCCGCUCGUCUGACUGAAGACCCCAAUGUGACUGUUGGCGUGCUCGAGGCGGGCAAGAACGCGCUCGGCGAUCCGCUCGUCGACACGCCGGCGCUGUUCUUGCAGAUGCUUGGCAACCCGGAGUAUGACUGGUGUAUGAAGACGACGCCGCAGAACGGUGGCCGUAUUCACCACCUGCCGCGUGGAAAGGUGUUGGGUGGAAGCAGCGGAACCAAUUACAUGAUGUACGUCCGCGGCUCCGAACGCGACUACGACGACUGGGCGGCCCUCGCCAACGACCCCACCUGGUCCUUCGAAGGCAUGCGCCCCUACAUCGCGAAGCACCAAACGCUCACCCCGCACCCCCCAUCCGACACGGGCGUGCUCAACCGCGCGGGCAUGGCGACGAUCGCCGCCAACCACGGCUUCAGCGGGCCGAUCCACACCACCUUCAACGACUCGCGGCUGCCGCUCGAGGACGCGUGGCUGGCGGCGGCCGACGCUGCGUUCGACAUCAAGGACAAGCCCAAGGACGCGUGGAGCGGCGACCACUACGGCUUCUACAACGGGCUGGGCGCGGUGCACAGCGACGGCCCGCACAAAGGGAAGCGCAGCUACGCGGCGCGCAACUACUUCGAGGCGAACGCGGCGAGGGGGAACCUCAGGGUGCUGUGCGAGGCGCCGGUGCGGAGGGUGCUGUUGGAGGGCAAGGAGGCGGUGGGCGUGGAGUUUGCGCACGGGGGUGAGACGUUUGAGGUCAGGGCGGGCAGGGAGGUGGUGCUGUCGGCGGGUGUGAUUCACAGCCCGGCCAUCCUGGAGCUGAGCGGCAUUGGGAACCCCGAGGUGCUGAGGAAGGCUGGGGUCGAGUGCAAGGUCGAGUUGAACAGCGUCGGCGAGAAUUACCAGGAUCAUGUCCUGUCUGGAUUGGGGUAUAGGUUGGCGCCGGGGCAGAUGAGUGGAGACAGCUUGCACGCGCCCGAGGUCAUGGCGGCGGCGCAGAAGGCGUACGUUGAGGGCCAGGUGGGUCCGCUGGCGGGUGUGGUGAGUGGGCAGGGAUUCGUGAGCUACAAACAAAUCGCCACCAAGGAGGAGUUGGACAAGACGAUUGCCAGCAUCCGGGAGACACAGAAGACGUCAACGCCCUUCCAGCAGCGCCAGCUCGACCAAGUCAUCAGGCACCUCGAAGACGAAAAGUCUGCCAACAUCCAAUACAUCCUCGUCCCUAUCUCCGCAAACUUCGCCGACUCCGCCGUCGCCAACCAGUCCACCCUCUGGCCCCCGGGUGACCCAGCCAACCCCGGCGCCACCUGGGUGGCCUGCCUGCAGUAUCCAGCCUCACGCGGCUCCAUCCACAUCUCCAGCUCCGACCCCACCGUGCAGCCCACCAUCGACCCAGGCUACCUCGCGCACCACGCCGACGUCGCCGUCCUCGGCACGGGGCUCAAGAUGGCCGACAAGAUCGCCCUGUCGAAGCCGCUGUCGGGCAUCCUGGGCGCGCGCUACCGGCCCGCGCCCGAAGUCGACCUGACCGAGACUGCGGCCGCCGAGCAGGCGGUGCGCGACUGGAUCAUCGGCGAGUACCACUCGUGCGGCAGCUGCGCCAUGGGCGACACGGUCGACAGCAAGCUCAAGGUCAACGGCGUCGGCAGGCUGCGCGUCGUCGACGCCAGCGUCUUCCCCAACCACGUCAGCGGCAACUGUCAGAGCUCCGUGUAUGCGCUCGCGGAGAAGGCGGCGGAUAUUAUCAAGGCCGAUGUUGUCGUCGUCUAG